AUGUCUGUCACUAUAACAAAAACGUCUAAAGAGAAACCUUUAUUAAUAUAUAAUGGUUAUUCUUAUACAAUUGAUCAGAAGAAUGAAACAAAGAUUUUGUGGAAAUGUAUUUAUGCAAGAAAAUAUGUUUGUCAUGGUCGAUUACAUACAAAAUUAAAUUAUGAAUUUAUUAAAACUGUUGGUCAACAUGAAAACCAUAUUGGUAACUCAAAAGAUGAAGCAACUCGUAAAUAUUAUGAACACUUACGAUCUGAAUGUCAACAAAAUCAAACAACUACACAUAAUGUUUUAACACAAACAAACAUCGGCGUACCUGAUGAAGUUCUUGUUUGUUUACCAAGUACUUCUAAUUUAAAACGAAAUAUUCGUCAUUGGCGUCGAGAACAUACUACUGAACCAACACCGACAAAUAUUGAUUUUCCUGUUGUUCCAUCAAAAUAUCACAAUACAACACGAAAUUCUUCUUUUUUUCGAAAAGAUACCGGUCCAGGUCCGAAUCGAUUCAUAUUAUUUUUUACUGAUGAGCAACAAUUCAUCAUGGAAAAUGCUGCAAGAUUUUUUUUUCAAUUAUUUGCUAUACAUGCAAGUUAUCGUGACCAUGUUAUUCCAGUAGCAUUUGUUCUUUUACCAUCGAAAAAAGAACAAAUUUAUCAAAAAAUGUUGGAUGAAAUUCGUCAAAUGGUCCCAGCGUGGCAACCACGUAAAGUUAUGAUGGAUUUUGAGAAAGCUACACAAAAUGUUUUCGAACGUACUUUUCCUGGUAUUGAACUUAGUGGAUGUUAUUUCCACUUCUGUCAAAACGUUCUUCGUUUUUUACAGAACCAUGGUUUCAAGCAAAAUUACGAAACAGAUGUAAUGUUUGCCGACAGUAUACACAAAAUACUAGCAUUAGCAUUUCUUGAUCCAACUAAUGUUAUUGAUGGUUUUGAGUUACUUUGUUCGAAGUUAGACAAUGUUUAUCAACCAAUAUUAGAUUAUAUAGAAGAUAAUUAUAUUGGACGAAUACGUGGUCGUACAAGAAGACAACCAUCUUAUCCAGUUGCAUUUUGGAACAUGUCGGCUCGCGUAAAACUCGAUCUUCAUAGAACGAACAAUCACGUCGAAGGUUGGCACCGAAAACUAAAUUGCGCUUUUCAAUGUUGUCAUCCAACUUUAUGGGCAUUCUUGGAUAAACUAAUUAGAGAAGAAAAUAAUGUUCAUGUGGAUAUUAUUAAUGCUAUGACCGGAAGACGACCACCUGCAGGAAAACACGAACAAUUCAACAGACGACUUCGAGAACUUGUAGAAAAUCCACAUCAAGAUAUAUAUGAUCAAAUAACAUACAUUGGACGUUUACUGUCUCUAUAA
Messenger RNA from Adineta ricciae, 1347 nucleotides. Lineage: Eukaryota; Metazoa; Rotifera; Eurotatoria; Adinetida; Adinetidae. The record is from the annotation of a GenBank genome assembly.